UUCCAUCAUAUUACGCGCGGUCGUCGUCCGCGAAGCAAAACGAAAUAUGUCUGAAGUGAAUUUCGACUGUAUACGCUCUAUUGAGCCCAACGCAAUAGACAUCCCACCCGCCGCCGUCACAGCAUCUACCUCCACCGCUACUGCAACCUCACUUACCUCAACCAUUACCCAUUCAACUGGUGCCGCUGCGUCAUCUUCUCAAAUGCAACUGUCACAAUCAUUAAAAAAUUCCAAAGAUGUUUAUCUCGAAGCGACUCGCAUUUUAAUCGUGCUCUUGGAAAAUGUACUUAGCGAGCCAGCUAAUGCUAAAUACCGCAGCAUACGUCUUGAGAAUAAAACAAUAAAGGAGAAAUUACUCUCAGUGGCAGGCAUUGCGCAGUUGCUAAAUGCUAUAGGUUUUAAAAACAACGACACAGAAUACACGCUGCCACAGGAGGUGCCUCUGCAGCGGAUUCAACAAUAUAGAGACGUUUUGCGCGAACGACGUGAAGCGUGGCUUAAAAAUACAACUCCGACAGCUAGAGGUAAAUUAGUAGAGGAAACCACAAAAGUGAAUGGACAUGAAAUGGCUGCAUUUUCAAAUAAAAGCAAAGAGCAAUUGCCCCAAACGGAGCCAUUGCCUGCACCUAUCACAGUGUCCGUUCCAUAUAAGCAACGCAUUCAGUUUCCGCGUAUACUGCGUUUAAAUAAUGCUUUCCUGCAAGCUUUGGAGUUGCAAUCAGAUUCUGUCAUGCAGUAUGAAGAUGAAAAGCUAGUAUCCGCUGGACGUGCACUCAUUCCCAUAGAUGACUUAACACAUAAAGCUAGUGAAAAACUGCUCGCUAUUCAAACACAGAUCAAUGCCGGAAAAUGUAACGAGAAGGAACCAUGCAUAAGGGAUCUAAUUGUGGUCGAACUGUGCAACUGGUUCAACACAGAAUUCUUUGAAUGGGUCAAUAAUACGCCUUGUCGCGUCUGUGGUAGCGAAGAAAGCAAGUUACGACGAACGCAAACCGAAGGCGAUCUGCGCGUCGAGGUUAGCUUUUGUUGCGGCCAGGAGACAAAAUUUUAUCGUUACAAUGAUGUGGCGCAGCUGUUGGUAUCGCGGAAAGGACGAUGUGGAGAGUAUGCGAAUUGCUUUACGUUCCUGUGCCGUUGUUUGGAUUACGAUGCACGGCUUGUUUUGUCGCGUUUCGAUCAUGUAUGGACUGAGGUUUAUUCAGAAAGUCAAAUGCGUUGGUUACAUGUUGAUCCCUCCGACAAUGUAGUGGACUCGCCGCUUAUGUAUCAGCAUGGUUGGAAGCGGCCAAUAGACUACGUGAUAGCUUACUCUUGAGAUAUACAGGAUGUAACGUGGCGUUAUGUGAACAAUCAUAAAGAAACGUUGCAGGCUAGACGACUUUGCAGCGAGACCGAUUUGAUUGCAGCAAUUUUAGGUAUACGCAAAAAACGGCAGUUAGGCUUUAGUGUCGAACGCAAAAAGGCGCUGAGCCUACGUACAUUGUUAGAGCUAUUCGAACUCACGGUGGAGCGACAACCAACAGAGAGUGAACUUAAAGGGCGUAGCUCAGGUAGCUUGGCUUGGCGCCAAUCACGAGGUGAACACACGUUCAACAAUAUCUUUGUUUUCACUCUCAACGACGACGAAAUUAGCGCUAAGAAAUUUAAUAUGCGUUACAGCUGUGCCAAAGAUAUCUACGAGCGUUAUCUUAAAGCUGGUACCUCGGAAUUAAAAAUUCUGCAGACGUACAAGACUUGGCAAAGCGCACAAUUUUCAUCCAGAAACAUUUUCCGCAAGGUCGAGCGUGAUUGGAAAAUGGCUUACUUAGCACGAGAAGAAGGUGCUGAGCAAGGUGAAAUCGUUUGGAAAUUCGACUUCAGUAAAUCUGGUUUGAGAAUUAAGUCAUACAAAUUGCGUUUCGAGCGCAAAACUUUUGGCGAAGGUCAAAUUGAAGUGAAUGUGAUUGCUGACAAUGGUAAUGCAAACAUUGUUGGCGCUUCAGUAUUUCAAAUCAAGGCUGUUUUGUCGGGUGGCAAAGGUGAUGUCGCUUGGCAGCAUGCUCAAUUGUUUAGACAAAGUCUAAAUCAAGCAGAGAGUCUAUUUGAUUUGCAAAUCGAAUUGAUAUAAAUUUCCAAUUUUUACCAAAUUUGUUGUGCAAAAAUUUAUGGUUUAGUUAAUUUAAUAAGAAAAAAUGUAUUAUGAUUCCUAAUUAAUUGUUCAUGAACAAGCAAAAAAUAAUGUGCAACAUAUGUAUGUAAAUUGCAAAGCAUGUU
Rhagoletis zephyria (snowberry fruit fly) is the source of this 2253-nucleotide messenger RNA. RefSeq names its product peptide-N(4)-(N-acetyl-beta-glucosaminyl)asparagine amidase-like. Gene Ontology annotation, cellular component: cytoplasm; nucleus; cytosol. Gene Ontology annotation, biological process: glycoprotein catabolic process; protein deglycosylation. The record is from RefSeq and is a predicted model, not a curated record. Gene Ontology annotation, molecular function: peptide-N4-(N-acetyl-beta-glucosaminyl)asparagine amidase activity. NCBI's taxonomy places the organism in Eukaryota, Metazoa, Arthropoda, Insecta, Diptera, Tephritidae.